GUUCUUUCGAAGUAUUGAUAUCAAUUCGUUUAUUCCGCAUACGACUGUAUCUAACAUACAUAUAACAAGUGAAAUUGCAAUAGCAAAGGAUGUUAAGUGUCUUAAAAAUGUCAACAAGUUUCGACCUAGGAGUACUAGUGUUCUUAAUCGUUCCGGCUUACGAUUUUGCCCCCAAUGAAUUUGUCGACUAUAUCCAGAUUCCUCCAGAAAAAUGCUUCAUAUCGUCAGAUGAUUUUAAAACAAAAGUUGUUGGAAACUAUUAUACAUCUGCCUAUAUAAUGGCGGCUGGCCUUGCUGGUGGCGUACCGGAACCAAGGAAUAUUGGAGAAAGGGCGACCUAUCUAUGGACCAUCAAGCCGGACGGAAGAGUACGUCGCUCUUCCGGGUUUUGGAGCUUCGGAUGCAGGGUGAUUGAUGAAUUUUGGCCUCAAGCGUCAUGUCGUGCAGCAGAAUUUCAUCCGAUUGGAAGCUCUGUCAACCUGUCAAUUCCUACACUGCGAUCAGAAGUCUUGAUAAGCUGUGACCCUGAAAACUAUGUUGUCAGAGUGUUCUGUGACGGAGCUGAAAUAAUCCCAAAAAGCCGGUGUAACAAUAGUGCUGCGUUUGUCCUUAUUCGGGACCGUCGGGUAGAUGACGAUGGCGACGGAUUAUUGGACGAGAAUCCAGAUUAUAGCGGAACAGACUGGUGCAAGAUUGACCGGCUCAUACGGGCUUGUCUCGGCACAAAGUUGGUGGAAUGGCAGUGGCAUUCCCUGCGUAAGGAAGAAUGCCCCCGUCCUCGAUAAGAAGUAUCGGUCAACAAGCAUUACCCGGAAAAUUCAGUCAUGUUGCAUUAUUUGCAAACAUGUUAACAUUCCAGCAAACAUGUUUUAAUUCUCCUUAGCAAAUAAACAGCAAA
Messenger RNA from Mya arenaria, 898 nucleotides. RefSeq lists its product as uncharacterized. The transcript is spliced from 7 exons. NCBI's taxonomy places the organism in Eukaryota, Metazoa, Mollusca, Bivalvia, Myida, Myidae. The record is from RefSeq and is a predicted model, not a curated record. Bases 90 to 785 code for a protein of 231 amino acids.